GCUCCGGAAACGCGCCGCGGGGCUGCUGGGCUCUGCCGGGCUCGGGCGGCGGCUCAGCGGCGCUUCCUGCCACGCCGGGCCUGCUAGGGCCGGGCCAGCUCCCCUCUGCUGAGGGCCGCCUCCGGGCCUGGGUGAGCGUGCCUGUCGCCGGAGAGUGCGCGGGCCAAGUGCUGGUGCGGGCGGCGGGAGGGACGGGCCGUGCGAGUCUGAGUGGUCCGAGUGAUCGCGAGGGAGGCGGAAGGAUGUGCGGGCCGGAGUGAGCGUGCGGGACCGGCAGCGGGAGAAGGUGCUGGGGCUAGGGUUGGACCUUGUCUGCUGGACUACUCACUUGGAGUUGUUCUGAGACAUGAUGAGUUACCCUUGUGUGCCUCCUUUGGCUCCACCUGCUCCCCAAGGUCUUGCCCUUCCCCAGGAUGGAGCCCCGGGAAACCAGGUCCUGGCAGUCCCUCUUGAGAUGCCGGAGGCCCAGGACUUGGCGCCAUCUGAUGAUGCGGUGCAGUACCUCACAGAAAGGGAGUGGUUGAAGCUGGACCCUGAACAGAGGACACUGGCUUAUUACGGGAACGUGACCUCCGUGGCAGGAGUGCCUGUUUUGGGUACUACCUUGGUCUCCCACCUGGCGCAGGGACAAGUACUGUUGGUGUCAGACCCAUCCGUUGGCACGGAUCAAGCUAAGCACCCCGGGAGCACCUCUGUGACCUGCCACCGGACAAUGGGUGAAGAAACCCAGCCACAGGAGAUGGCAUCCGUGAGCACCCCCAAGGCCAGUGACCCCAACACGGAGGUCAAGCAGAUCAGGGACUCUGAGGGCCGGGGAGGGAGCCCACAGGAUCUGCCCAUAGAGCACCACUUCGCAUGUAAAGCGUGUGGGGACACCUUCCGGUUGAAAGUGCUCCUGGUGCAGCACCAGAGGGUUCACAGUGAGGAGAAAGGGUGGGAGUGUGGCGACUGCCGGAAGGUCUUCAGGGGGGCAGCCGAGUUCAACGAGCACAGGAAGAGCCACGUGGCCACUGAACCCCGGCCGGGCCCCAGUUGGGCCCUAGAAGAGGCCGUGGCAGAGAAAAGGGAGCAGCUGGAGAAGGAGACGAUGCCCUUUGAGUGCGAGGAGUGCGGGAAGAGGUUUAAGAAGAACGCGGGCCUCAGUCAACACCUGCGCGUGCACAGCCGCGAGAAGCCCUUCGACUGCGAGGAGUGCGGGCGCUCCUUCACGGCGCACACCCUCCUCUUCCGGCACCAGAAGCUGCACAUCGCCGAGAAGCCCUUGGCGUGCAAGGCGUGCAGCAGGGAUUUCCUCGAUCGCCAGGAGCUGCUCAAGCACCAGCGUAUACACACCGGCCACCUGCCGUUCGACUGCGACGACUGCGGCAAGUCCUUCCGCGGUGUCAAUGGGCUGGCGGAGCACCAGCGCAUCCACAGCGGCGCCAAGCCCUACGGGUGUCCGCAUUGCGGCAAGCUCUUCCGGAGGAGCUCGGAGCUCACCAAGCACCGACGCAUCCACACAGGCGAGAAGCCCUACGAGUGCGGUGAGUGUGGCAAGGCCUUCCGCCAGAGCUCCAGCCUGCUGGAGCACACGCGCAUCCACAGCGGCGAGCGGCCCUACGUGUGCGGCGAGUGCGGCAAGGCCUUCCGAGGCCCUUCCGACCUCAUCAAGCACCGUCGCAUCCACAGCGGACUCAAGCCCUACGAGUGCGACAAGUGCGGCAAAGCCUUCCGCAGGAGCUCGGGCCUGAGCCGCCACCGGCGCAUCCACAGCGGGGCGAGGCGCUGCGAGUGCAGCGAGUGUGGCCGCGUGUUCAAGAGGCGCUCGGCGCUGCAGAAGCAUCAACCCACUCAUCAGGAGUAGGGGGCCGGUCCCCAGGGGCCGAUGGCGAGGUCAAAGGAGAUGAAUAGUUUUGUAGCGCUCAUCAAUGUUAUCGUCUGAGAGGUUGAAGCGAUUUUUACUACCACCAGCAAUUCCUAAGUGUCCGUGUUUCCCAUUAUGCGGAGAGUAGCUUUUCCCAUCUUAACUUAGCUCAGCUAGUUUACCCGGCAGGGUGCCUUUAAGGUGUUUCAGCCCUCACGUCUUGAAUGACGAGAGACACGCAGCUGGAGGAUGCAGCCAGGUCCUCUACUCCAGGCUCUGUCCCCGUGGGAAACAAAGGAUGGCAUCGGUACAGUGCAAUCCCAACACUCCCAAAGAAAGAAAAGAUUGCCCCAAAAGUGUUUGGCCUACUUGAAUUCAUAAAUUUUUAGGGAUGUAAAUAGAAUACUCAAAUGUCUUAUAAUAUUUAAUUUAUUAAUUUAGUUAUACAUGCAUCUUGUACAUCGCAUAUGAUAUAGAAUAAUAUAUUAAUCUAGAAAAUACUCCUUUUGUGCCACACUCCAUUUCCUGAAUGGUUUUAUUCCAACAACUGGUGAAUUGUGACCCCGCCAUCUUGCCCAACACGAGAACCCUGUCAGUCACCAGUCUUGGCACAUCUGGUCACUUCUGUCCAAGCUUUGCAUGGUAGCACUGUGAUAAUCCUCACGUAAGGCUCCCACUAGAAAUUUCCUCCCAAGCCAUAAGAACACAUUCAUGGAAUAUCAGGAGAGUUGUUUUGUGUGUUUUUAACUAGUCCUGUAACUCUGCGACAUAACCACUUAGGGUGGUGCUUUUUCAAAUGACCUUUUAAAAGGCUGGGUUUUUUGUUGUUUGGUUUUUUGGGGGGUUUUCCGUUUUUGUUUUUUUAGCAUCUAACCCAUCAUGCUCCUGGUAAAAAUUAAUCUAGGUUAAAUGGUUUUUUGCCUCUUUUUUCCUUAAUCCAAUUCCAUCUGGUGACUCCUGUACCUACCCAAAAUAAACAUCGGUCGGUGGUGUUCAGCCUGAUGGGUCUUAUCCCCAAGCAGCACCAUUGUGUUGAAAAUGAAGUAGGUGAGACAGGGGCCCCAAAUAAGAGGGUGUCUCCAAGACUCAAGAGUAAGGCGGCACCUCCUUGAUGGGACCAAGAGCCUGUCCCAGUAUCGGGCCUCGAUGGUACUUCUCCAGCCCUCCAGCUUGCAGCUCUGCCCAGUGGGGGGCAAUCCCAGUACCUACCUCCCAAGGGUGUCAGCAGGACAAUGGCAAUGCCUGCCUGGCGUGAAGGUACACUCCCAGUGAAGGUCAUCCACUGUCAUCAUCACAGUUAUUGCUGCCAUUCUGCAGCUUAUUAAUGCCACAUGUGGGGAUGGACCCCAGGCCUCCUGACUACUAGUGUCAUCUUUUUUUCAUGUGACAACCUAAAUACUACUUCUGGUUUCUUGCAUGCAAAUGUACGUUCAUCUCCUUUGACUGUUUAUCAAAUUACCUUUGGAUAUACUGACUUUAUAUAGCAGUUCUUUCUAUAUCAAUUGUGGUGUUCUCUUUUCCAGUUUCAUUGCUUUGCUCUUUGUAGCACUUUUUAUUACAUUUUUGUUGUGCAAGCUUUUGACUUUUACAUAUCCCAGCAUUCAUUUUGUAGGUCGUAACUUUCAUUGCUUCAGUACUUAGACAUGAUGACAUUUUCUUCUAGAAUUUUAGUUACAAACAAAAAGUUGAAACCCUGCCCACCGGAAGGUGAAUGCACCAGGUGGGUGGGCCAGAUAAGAAUGGGCCUGUGGAACAGGGCCCAUUCUUCAUUCAGAUGCAGACUCUGCAUGUAUCUGUGGGCGCUUGACUAUCCAACCCAGCCACUGAGGCACACUGGAGAUACGCCUGUCACAGAUUCCGCAGAGCACUCUGACUUUCAUGGGGAGAGCCCCAGCCACCAGCAGUGAGGCUUGGCCUCACCUGGACCAAUUGGAUGGUACACGCUGGGUCUGGCAGCAGCCAGCCCACCUCCAAGCUCCCAGGAGCCUUGGCAAUGAGUUCAGUGACUGAGCAGCAGAUCCAGCCAAGCACCAUCUCCUCAGCCACAAGAAGACUCGCCUGACUGCUCUUCCUCCCAGCGAGUGCCUCUGGAAUGAGACAGAUCCAUUUGGUGGCCUCUGCUUUGGGCAACUAUGGAGUGAUUUGCCCACCUGUGCUGCGGUCACCUUCCGAAGCCACAUCUAAGAUGAGCGACAGAACAGAGGUUUGGAGAGGAACUGUGUCUCUCUGAUGGCCUGUGUGUCAUUCUGACAGAAGCUGGCUGCGCAAGGCCGGGUGCAGAAUGAGGCCCUUCUGGUGGCUCUGAGGAAUAGAAACAGGAGCUGUCCAUCCUGGUGGCAGCCUCUCCCAGGAAGAAGAGCAGCGAGAGGUGGCCAGGAAGCUGGCCAUGCCAGGCCUGUGGCAUCACCUCCCAGCUCUUGUGCUGCAGCAGCAGGGGCAGGGGGGCUGGAGGCCAGGGCCUGCUGCAGAAAUGCAGGCACAGCCAGGAAGGGCCUGCCAGGCCCCUUCUUGGGAAGCAAGGUCUCACAGUGAUCCCUGUGACCUUGGCCAGAAGGUCCUCCCCGGUGGCCCCCAGGCCAGCACUGUGACCCUAUGGGAUGUCUCCAUCCUGACCUCCAGGCCGGAGAGAAGCCAGCAGUACCCGUUACAUAGUGAUUCCUUUGCUCUGGGCUCUGUUCUUGCAGUAGUUGUGAAUCUGUCUGAACUCACUGCUCUCUCCAAUCAGUUUUCUUUUUUCAAGCUCUUAGGACAUGUUUUGUACAUCUGUCAUUGGAUAAGGAAUAUUGACGUGUACCAGGCCCAACUCUGGGCAGUUUACCUUGAAGGAUUCUGCCGUUUCUUUGACCAUUCAAUGGGUCAUUUGUCCAGCUGGAUCUGAAGGAUUCCACUGAAGUCUAGAUUGGCAUUAAGUCAGCCUGUAGGAUAGAGGUCACUGCUCCCCCUGGGACAUGGCACCUUGACUUCCCUUCUUGCCUUCCUUGGUACGAUUUUUCCACUUGGUACUUUGUUCUAGUUUUGAUUGUAUAAUUUUCUCUCAAACAAAUCCUCAUUUAGAGAUAACACUAAAGAUUGUGUCUUUUCCUUCACCAUUGACAUAUUGGCUUUCCACAGUGUGAAUGGUGAAAUCCACACUCUCCACACACAAUCAGUGUGUGACUUCUCCAUGUGUCCUGUGGUUUCACCGCUUCAUCUUCUGCCCCAAACACGGAGGAGGUGGAUUUCCUUGGAUAGUCCAGGUGUGCUGCUCUGUCAGGGCAGAUGCAAGCAGCUGUCCUGUUGUGUUUGUCUGUGCUUUCUUGUAUCUACCUCAUUUCACUUUGCUUUCUAACCACACAUAUUCCUAUUGCAAGGGUAACAGAAAGAAGCUGGGGUACAUGGAAUUGUGGCUUUUGGUAGAAAUAUUUCCUUCUUACCACAGUAAAAAAGAACUCUUCAAUUGCUUUUAUUAGCAUUUUGGAUACUUGCUGAAAUUUUCAAAAGAAAGGAAUUGUUUACCAUUUUUACUGCUUCCUGUGUAGUCCCCACUCUUGCAUCUCUGCAACAAUCGCUACCUGGCCACAUCUUCCUGCUGUGGUAUUGGCAUUUCGUGUGCUUGGUUUUAUGGCCACAGUGGCAAGGUGCAGUGUCUGCCCUGCCCGCAUCCCAGGGCUGUGGCCCUGUUGCGUACCAUGUGACUUGCCACCCUCUCUGGGCUGCAUUAAUUAAAACAGAACCAAAUGCCCAACCCAAGGGCAACAGCAGUCCGCAGAGCUGGCUGGAGACAAUGGACCUUGCCUUUCAAGUCUGAGGAAAGCGAACAAGGAAACCGGCACUUGCAGUUGGAUCACAGAUGGAGCCACACACACAGUAUGUAGAACAGUUGCCCCUGGGGGAGCACCAAGCUGAAGAUCUCUGGGCUUCUGCCAGGCUGCCCAGCACUGCCUCCCUCCCACCACCCGAAGGGAGGCCUGACUGUGUUGUGUUCUUGGGCUGCUGGCGACUGCCUCUGUCAGUCCAUGUGUCCCCAGCAAGGACCUGCCCCUUGACUUGAGCCAGCUUAAGUCUCUGCUUUUGCAACUUGUCCAAGAGCCAAUUACAUUACACUGGCCAUUUGGCUGCUUUGUGAGAAGGAUCACGUUGCUGGCCUUCCUCGAAUUCUCCCCAGCCAGCAUCCCUGGCCCAAGUCCCACCUGGCUGUUGUGACACGUGUUUAAAUGCGAUACCGUAUUGUGUUCACUACGAUGGGUGAAAAUCUAUGCCGUCUGUCUCAGUGAGUUUAACCAAUGACUUUCUGUGUGCGUAUUGCUCCUUUCCUGAACCGGCGUUCGACCAUAUGAUGAGUUCAUCACAGCCCACCCUGUUCUCUCUUUUGGAAGUGUUUCACUGUUUCCAGCAAAUCCGUCAGAUUGAAGAAUUGAUAACACCUUUCUUAAUAGUAUACUUACAUUCUAUAGUUUUCAUUGUGUUGAUUCGGGGGUUUAUUUUCAAAACUAGAAAUGGUCUCUUGACACUUGACCCUCAAGGUAACCUGCACACCUCUGAGAACAGUAGCUGCGUCCCAUCCCAAGUGGUGGAUGCUCUUUUGUUGGUGCCCCCGGAUCUCACGACUUAGUCUGUUUUCUGGCAAUCAUUAUAAUCAGCCUUGCACUAGAGCUGUUUGUGGACUUGGCUUCUCCUCUCUUCCACUCAGCCCUUCCCCAUCCGUUAGAUUGUGAGCUCUUAGAAGACAGGGGUGGCACUCAUAUCUGCUCCCCUACCAAAUCUAGCACAGUGCCUUGCAUCGAGUAGAUUUCAAUAAAUAUAUGUUAAAUGGCA
This is a messenger RNA of Chinchilla lanigera (long-tailed chinchilla), 6637 nucleotides long. RefSeq names its product zinc finger protein 275 (gene Znf275). The record is from RefSeq and is a predicted model, not a curated record. Gene Ontology annotation, molecular function: RNA polymerase II cis-regulatory region sequence-specific DNA binding; DNA-binding transcription factor activity, RNA polymerase II-specific. Gene Ontology annotation, biological process: regulation of transcription by RNA polymerase II. Lineage: Eukaryota; Metazoa; Chordata; Mammalia; Rodentia; Chinchillidae. The transcript is spliced from 6 exons. The coding region runs from base 347 to 1843 and encodes 498 amino acids.